AUGAGUAAAAAGGCAGCAACAAUAUCAUUUUUUGAAACAUUCCAAUCAACUCAUAAUUCUCUUAAUGUUCAUGAAGAAAAUACAAUUUAUUGGGCAAUUAUGUAUGAUGAUAUUAAGUUAUUCAUAUCAUUUACUGAAAGAGAAUCAUUUGAUGCAAAUAUGGCUCUAGUAAGUGAUUAUUAUCCAAUAACAGGAAAUGUAUACUCAUUACUUGAGCUAUGUUGCUAUUAUGGAUCUGUUAAUUGCUUCAAAUUUCUUAGAACUGAAUUCAAUUUACAAAUUAAUCACACAUGUCUCGAAUUUUCAUUUUUGGGCGGAAAGCCUGAUAUCAUGAAUGAGUGCUUAAAAUAUCAAACACCUGAUCAAAACUGUAUGGUAUUAGCAAUUGCUUCUCAUAACAUUGAUUUUGUUACGUUUUUGAUGAAUGAAUACGAUUUAAAGAUUGAUUUAUCAGCGUGUAUAAAAUUCAAUAACUUGCAGGCAUUCUUUGUUUAUUUAGAUCAAACAAAAGAUCUCAACGAAUGUUAUAUUCUCUCGCCUAGUUUUCAUAUACCUUCAAUUUGUGAAUAUUUCCUUGAAAAUAAUGUAAAAAUUGAUGCAACAGAUUCUGAAAAUGAAAAAACUGCGCUUCAUAAUGCUGCAUAUUACAAUUGUGUAGAAGUAAUGCAAUUUCUGCUCUCUCAUGGUUUAUGUGUCGAAGAAAAAUCUAAAUAUUUAAAGACUCCACUUCAUUUUGCAGCCGAGAAUAACAGUAUUGAAUCUGUUGAAUUCCUUUUAUCAAAUGGUGCAAAAAUCGAUGCGCGGGCUUAUUAUAUGGAAACUCCUCUCCAUUAUGCAUGUAAUUAUAAUUGCAUAGAAACAGUAAAAUUACUGAUAUUGAAUGGUGCAAACAUCAAUGCAAAAACGAAACAAUCAAAAACAGCUUUACAUUUUGCAGUUAAAAAUAACUGUAAGAAUAUUGUGAAUAUUCUUAUUACAUAUGGAAUUUCACUUAAUAUUCGGGAUAAAUCUAGGAAAACGGCACUCUAG
Trichomonas vaginalis G3 is the source of this 1029-nucleotide messenger RNA. RefSeq names its product spectrin binding. Gene Ontology annotation, molecular function: protein binding. The record is from RefSeq and is a predicted model, not a curated record. The coding region runs from base 1 to 1029 and encodes 342 amino acids. Lineage: Eukaryota; Parabasalia; Trichomonadida; Trichomonadidae. The transcript has a single exon.